This is a messenger RNA of Triticum aestivum (bread wheat), 2670 nucleotides long. RefSeq lists its product as uncharacterized. The transcript is spliced from 2 exons. The coding region runs from base 1939 to 2550 and encodes 203 amino acids. NCBI's taxonomy places the organism in Eukaryota, Viridiplantae, Streptophyta, Magnoliopsida, Poales, Poaceae. The record is from RefSeq and is a predicted model, not a curated record.
CUUGGUGGGCGCGGUUUUGGAACAGCCAUGUCUUCUCUAAUUUUGACAGUGCUUGAGUUUAGAGUAUGGUUAUACUUUUGCUUAGGGUAAGUUAACACGUCUCUUUCUACAAUUUUUAAAUGCUUCUUAUCACGAAGGGAAUUAUGUUUGUAUGGAUAGUGAAUUUUGCAAAGGCUUUUGUACUUGUUGUUUUUAUGUCUAACUACCAACUGUUUAUUCUUAAAUAAAAACAGCAGGGUAAUUGCUUUUCUUACUGGUGCUCCUGAUUAUGAAGAUGGUCAACUAGACACUAAGAGAUAUGGUGAGUAAUAUGCUAGCAAAGGGGAAGAUGUUGACCUCAUGUUGCUCCCUGAGCAGAUACCUUCCUAUAGAGAUCCGGUAAGCUUGUGCUUCUUUUGCAGUAAAAAAAAUUCUAUCCAUUAGUGAAAUUUUGAAACAGGCCACUAUGGUGCUGUUGUUGUUCAAGCAGGAGUAUGUGUACACAUAUUUGCAGGCGAAUGCUAUCCUGAGAUUGACUUACAGUUAAUUGCUAUCCUUAGAUUGACCGAACUUCAGUACAUUACUUCUGUUCUGACUUGAAGAUGUCCUCGAAUGCCAAAUUGCUCUCAAACUUUGAACCCCUUUCAUUUUCUUCCAUGUAAAGUUUUUUUUUAAAUGGCAGUGGAUGUUGAGUAAUCUAUGCUAGCAAUGUGAUGUUAGAAAAGGCGUAUUUCUAGACCUGCUUGUAAAUUACUCCACACAAACAAGUGCAUUUUUCUAGACCUGCUUGUAAAUUACUCCACACAAACAAGCAAAUUCAAUAGACAUUUUUACAAGAAUUCAGUAGAUUUCUUCCCAUGGUUGCUAUUUGUUUCUCUUGACCCCUGGUAAUUACUCUUGGCCCCUGGUACUCCAAGAAGACUAUGCAGUUAUCCUAGACUAUUGCAAUCAUCCUUUCAGGUAGCAAUAGCCUUUUUUGAUUUAAAAGCCUGGCUACCAUGGUCCUUGGGUAUAUUUCAUUCUGUGUGCUAACUAGAGAAGACAUGGCAUGCAUGCAUGCACAUAGGCUGUACUUGUUGAACAGGGGAUUUUUUACCUGGAAAUAUUGGUUUACUCUAAUCCACCCAAACUCAGUCUUCAUUUUACUGAAUUUAGAUUAGAUGUUGACUUGUUUCUACCGGGAGAAGAUGUUGGUUUAUUCUUUAUUUUGAUUGUUGUGGUUGCUCGACAAGUUGCCUCUCAGAUUAUUGCUCUCAGUGCAAACUGGAGUAGAUUAAUUAAUUUGGAGUGUGUGGUCUGUGGUGGGCUCAACUCUUCCUCCUGAUGUUGUAAAAAAAUCUUGUUCCACUGGAUGGAUGGAGCCUCUUUUUUCAUCUGAAAGACACCCCACAUUUCUGAAGAUAGAUACACCUACAGUUUCAGCAGUGAAGUAGUACCACACUCUGAUCUGAUCUGUUUCCAAUUGUAAUAAAAGUUGGUUAUUUACUUAUCAGCUGAGUACAAGUAGUGGAGAUUGACUAGUUGUUUCCUUGUGCAAGGUUCACAGCAAAAAACUGGUAUUGAAUUCGCCGCCGGCUCCGAGACCUCGACCGGACGGACGAAAGGCGGAUUGAAAUCAUUGCUAUGGCGCCGUAUAUUAUAUGCAGUCCCACGUUUUCCCCUUCCUUUAUUUAGGUGAGCAUCAUCACAAAACAUGCAUCGUCAGACAGGUGUAGGUUGACUGAAUAUUGACUGAAUAUUGGGCAGGUGAUAUUGAUCUGAGCAGGAUUUGUUUUUAUCUCUGAAUUUGUAUGAUAUGUGAACCCCAAAACAUGCAUCGUCAGACAGGUGUAGGUCGAUGCCCCUCCAUUUUUCACAUCACAGACUAGACUAGGUGAUCAAUUUCUUUUUAAAUGCUAGGAAAAGGGGAGGUGUUCACCAUUCUAUAGAGAGCAGAAAGAUUGAUGGCUAGGGAAACUCAUGGAGAAAAGAAGACAAAGUUCUUCACUCUGGCGGCAGCACGGGCAGACGAGCAGCAGUAGUACGGGUAGACGAGCAGCAGCAGUACAGGCAAAGGAGCUCCACCGGCGGCAGGGGACAAGCAGCCGCACGGGCGCGCGGGCAGGGGAGAAGGAGCAGCACGAGCUUGCGCGGGAGAUUGAGGAAGACGCGCGGGAGAUUGAGGAUCACACGCGCGAGCUCCCGGUCCACUGGAUCAUGGAGGCAGGCUCCGGCGACGCCGGUAGGGGAUCGCGGCGGCGCACGCGUGGGAGCUCCAGCAGGAUGCGCGGGAGCGCGAUGGAUGACGCACGCGAGCUUGAGGAGGAUGCACGGGGGUUCCAGGAGGGACGCGCACGGCAGGAGAUUCCGGCGAAGCCCACAGGCAGCGGGAGGGGACCGCCGGCGCAGGUCUGGGCUGCGGCAGCAGAGGAGGUAAUUGGCGACGACGGCGAGAGCAGGUACUUGGCUACGGCGGAGGAGCUCAGCUGGGCUCGCCGGCCCCUGGCGAAUCACGCAGCUGGGUGGCGCCGGCCCCUGGCGACGCGCAGGCGACGGGCGGAGGAAGAAGACGGGGCGGAGGGGCUUGUUUGAAACACUUUUCAAACCACGAGGGGUUUUUUGUAAAAUUAUCAGUGAACUACGCCCGCGACAUGUUUUUCGGGACGGAGGGAGUACAAGUUAAUAUUUUGAAUACAUGGUCAACAUUUUUUA